Molecule: messenger RNA, 818 nt
Organism: Thamnophis sirtalis
Lineage: Eukaryota; Metazoa; Chordata; Lepidosauria; Squamata; Natricidae
Source: RefSeq, a predicted model, not a curated record
GAUAUUCCAGAAAAAAAUAAAUCCAGUGGACUAUACUUCAGAGAUGGAGAAUGUCGCAUUGACUAUAUCUUGGUGUACAGAAAAUCUAACCUGCAAGCUGAGAAAAGAGAAGUAUUUGAAAGAAAUAUUCGAGCGGAAGGACUUCAGAUGGAGAAAGAGUCAUCUUUAUCAAACAGUGAUAUCAUCUUUGUGAAGUUGCAUGCCCCUUGGGAAGUCUUGGGAAAAUUUGCAGAACUUAUGAAUGUAAGAAUGCCUUUCAGGAGAAAAAUCUAUUACCUGCAUCGACGAUACAAGAUCCUGAACAGAAUUGAGAAGCAAUUAAGCAGGUUUCGAGGAUGGGUACCUAGAAAGCCAAUGAGCUUGGACAAGGAAAGGCUGCCAGAUUUGGAAGAAAAUGACUGCUACACGGCUCCAUUCAGUCAACAAAGAAUUCAUCAGUGAGUUUUAUUUAAAAAGGCAAAUGUGAAAGAAGAAAUAUUUAUAUUUAAAUGAAAAAUGGGAUAUAAUGCUUGAUAAUUUUUCAAAUGCUGAAUUCUGAAUCCUCCUUCACAUAUGCUAAAAAAGUCCACGUAUCCUUUACCAUCUAAGUAUUUGCUGGGUACAUAAUACCUAAAUAAAAACACUGUAUUUAGUUCUGUUUGAUUCAUUACACUUUGAUUCAACUUCUCCAUAUAAAAUAUACCCUAUGCAGCAUAUAACAUUAAUACAUCAAUUAUGAAGUAAAGACCAAAAUAUUAAAAUAAAAAGGUGAGAUAGCCGAUCUACUUAAAUGCUUAUAAUCUUCUGCAUAUAAUUCAUAAUUCUUUUUUUUAGAAUAG